AUUAUGAUCUGGCGAAGACUUAUCUGGUAGCUCUAUGGUCGCGGCGUUUUACUGGCCACAGGAAUCAAGAUCUACCAUUUGUUUCCUUCGAUCGGCAGCGUCUCUUCCCACCGCCGGAGUAUGCGGUUCGCCGGCUUCCUCCUCGACGGCGCCGCCCGCACCUUCCGACACCAAGGCGUCAUUUCCAAGCUAUUGGUCGUCCUCGCCGCAAGUGGCGGAGGCAUUGUGGCAUACGCGGAUGCGAGAACAGAUGCAGCUGCGGAGUCUGCUCAAAUUGCCUCCAAAAAGAAGGUGGUAGUGCUUGGAACUGGGUGGGGUGGCACUACCUUCUUGAAGAAUCUCGAUAGCUCCUUGUACGAUGUGCAAGUGAUAUCACCUCGCAACUACUUUGCAUUCACGCCUUUGUUGCCCAGUGUCACAUGUGGAACUGUGGAACCGCGAAGCAUUAUCGAACCCGUGCGUAGAAUCAUAAGAAAGAAGGAUGGACAAAUUAAAUUUUGGGAAGCUGAGUGCUUCAAAAUUGAUCCAGACGCAAAAAAGUUACAUUGCCGUACUAAUAUAGGGACAAAUUUGGAAGGGAACGGUGAGUUUAUUGUCGAUUAUGAUUACUUGGUGAUAACAGUUGGAGCAAGAGCAAGUACAUUCAACACCCCGGGUGUGGUGGAGCAUUGCCAUUUCCUGAAGGAAGUUGAGGAUGCUCAGAAAAUACGUGGAAGUGUGAUAGAUUGUUUUGAAAGAGCUACUCUUCCAGACAUUGAUGAAGAAGAAAGGAAGAGAAUUCUUCAUUUUGUGAUUGUUGGGGCUGGUCCAACUGGUGUCGAAUUUGCAGCAGAGUUGCAUGACUUUUUCGCUGAAGAUUUAGCUAAGUUAUACCCUACUGUAAAAGACCUAGUGAAUAUAACAGUAAUUGGGCAUGCAGAGCACAUUUUGACAAUGUUUGACAAAAGGAUAAGUACAUUUGCGGAACAGAAGUUUCAAAGGGAUGGAAUUGAACUAAAAACAGGAUUUAAGGUUGUGAAAGUAUCUGAUAAAACACUCACUAUGCAAAAUGGAAUUCACCAACAGUUUUCUGUUCCAUAUGGAAUGGCUGUAUGGUCAACUGGUAUUGGAGCCCAUCCUUUCAUAUUGGAAUUCAUGAAACAAAUUGGUCAGGGUAACAGGCGUGCCUUAGCUACAAAUGAAUGGCUGAGAGUAAGAGAGUGUACUGAUGUGUAUGCUAUUGGCGAUUGUGCUACAAUUGCUCAAAGUAAAAUCAUGGAUGAUAUCUUGGAGAUAUUUAGAUUUGCUGAUAAAGAUAAUUCAGGAAGUUUAACCAUGAAAGAAAUUGAAGAUGUUUUAGAAGAUAUCUGCGCAAAGUACCCUCAGGUAGAACUCUAUCUGAAGAGCAACCACAUGAGCAACAUAGUUGAUUUAAUAAAGGCUUCCAAAGAUGCUGAUAAAAUGGAAUCUGAAGGAAUUAACAUAGAAGAGUUCAAAAUUGCUCUUGCUAAUGUGGAUUCUCAGGUCAAAAGUCUUCCUGCUACAGCUCAGGUAGCUGCACAACAAGGGAUAUACCUUGCUAGAUGCUUUAACAAAAGGAAGGACUGUGAAGAAAAUCCUGAAGGUCCACAGAGGAUCAAGGAAGCGGGAAGACAUCACUUUUUUCCCUUUAGGUAUAAGCAUUUUGGGCAAUUUGCACCGUUGGGUGGAGAGCAAACAGCUGCAGAACUCCCGGGCGACUGGAUCUCCAUUGGACACAGCACACAAUGGUUAUGGUACUCUGUUUACGCAAGCAAGCAAGUAAGUUGGCGCACUAGGACGUUGGUGAUAUCUGACUGGGCAAGGCGAUUUGUAUUUGGGAGGGACUCCUGCCGCAUAUAGCCUAGCGAUUUGUUUGACACGAACAGAGUUUGUGUAUUAUCGAUCGAUUAUUUUCACAUCUCUCUCCUGUUAUGAUUUAGUGCACUGUGUCGUUGAUUGGUGAAAUGAGUGUGGAAAGUUCUCUGUUUUGAUCUUGUAAUAGAGCAAGAGAAUCGCUCGCAUCACUGCAUUCCGGAAAACUAUUACACAAUUCAAAUAAAGAAUUGCUCUUGAAAUAUUACAAUGCUCA
Molecule: messenger RNA, 2089 nt
Organism: Zingiber officinale
Lineage: Eukaryota; Viridiplantae; Streptophyta; Magnoliopsida; Zingiberales; Zingiberaceae
Product: external alternative NAD(P)H-ubiquinone oxidoreductase B3, mitochondrial-like
Exons: 10
Coding region: 121-1860 (579 amino acids)
Molecular function (GO): calcium ion binding; NADH dehydrogenase activity
Source: RefSeq, a predicted model, not a curated record